AUGUCAAAACUGCAGGGACCUUAUUCAGCAAUGAGUACGGUUGACAGAUGUUUUGUAAUGUUGAAUAAGUAUGGAAAGAUGGAUACAACUUGGAAGAAAAAACUGUUUGUAGCUGCAAUAGAUUUUGGGACUAAAUUCUCUGGGUUUGCUUUGUCCUUCCUCCCUGAUUAUGAAAGGGAUAAAACAACAAACAUUUACUGGUACAUGUGGGAACCAGGAGACCAGCCGAGAACACACAAAACACCAACCUGCCUGUUGUUAAAACCGGACAUGUCUUUUCAUUCCUUUGGUUACGAAGCAGAGACUCAAUAUGCCGAACUUGUCGAAGAUAACGAACACAAAGACUGGCACUUCUUUCGGCGUUUUAAAAUGCAGCUUUUCAAACCAAAUGACAGGAAUACUUGUGGCUUAUCAUCACAAAGCACAAUAAAGGACACAGAGGGUCGCGACUUUAGUGCAUUGGCAGUGUUUUCUUAUUCCUUAGACUAUAUGAAGAGGAAAAUUAUUGAAACAAUUGGAGAAAAGUUUCCAAGUGUCAGGGAAGAUGAUAUACAUUAUGUAUUAACAACGCCAGCAAUAUGGAGCGAACAAGCCAAAUUGUUCAUGCGAAAGGCGGCAAAAAAUGCACACAUACCAACAGAAAGAUUACGUAUAGCACUUGAACCAGAGUGUGCGGCUGCCUAUGUUCAGACAAAGACAAACGAGUUACCUGCUCUAGAUAUGAUGACACAAGAAAAAAGGGCGAUGAAACCAGGAUCAUGUCAUGUUAUUAUUGAUUUAGGCGGAGACACUCUCGAUAUUGCUGCUCAUCGAGUAAUUGGUCAUUGCCAAUUUGAGGAGAUCAUUCCGCCUGACGGAGGUCCCUGGGGUGGAGACAACAUAAAUAUGAAGUACGAACAGUUUUUAGUUAGAAUUUCGGGAGGUCCAGCAUUUGCAAAAUUUCGAGACAACCACAUGGAUGACUAUUUAACAAUGCAACGCCAGUUCGAAAACAAGAAAUGUGCUUUCAAAGAAACUGGUGACAAUUCGAAAGUUACGAUUCAGAUACCAAAGUCAUUUCGUAAACUUCAUGAAAAACACAAUGAUGAGAAACUAACUGAGUCAGUUCGUCAAAUGCCCAUUUCGGAUGACGUUGAAUUUAGGGGAGAUAAGAUAAGAAUUAAAACUAAAUUAUUUCAUAGCUUCUUCACCGACACAAUUGACGGAAUUUUAGAAACAGUUGACGGUGUACUGUCAAAAAUCCCGGAGUCCAUUGAUACUAUAAUUUGUGUGGGUGGGUUUUCAGAAUGUCAGCUACUGAAAGACGCAUUUCGCGCGAAAUUUCCGGACAAGACUGUCAUUAUACCACCCGGAGCUGUGACAUCAAUCUUGAAGGGUGCGAUUAUUUUCGGACGGGAUCAGUCUGUAAUUAACAAACACAUAAGUCGACACACGUACGGUUUGGACUGGAAUGGAGAUUUUGACACAGAAAUUCAUGACCCUGAAAAACGUGAAGAAACAGAUGACGGAUAUGUCUGCAGAGAUAUAUUUAAAAAAUUGAUUGGAAAGGGGGACCAAGUGCCAUACGAUGAACCGGCACAAAAUAUUGAUGCUUAUGUGAAAUCUAAAUACCAAACUGUAAUAGAUUUUCCAUUCUACAGAUCAGAAAUUAAAGAGAAUCCAAAAUAUAUUGAUGAAAUAGGGUGCCGUUUAAUGGGAACAAUGCGAGUCUACCUUGGAGAAUCAAAGGUCAAAAGUUUAGACAGAUGUGUGAAACUGAAAGUAUACUUCGGGGCAACAGAACUUAAAGCUGAGGCUGAAGACGACACCGGAAAGAAAUAUGAAUUCUUGGACACUUCAACACAGUUCAGGACGUAUGGUCACUUCCUAGCUUUGAUUGUGGAAGAAAACCCAGAUGCCCUUCCGGGCAUAAUUGUCAAGCAUGUGUGUCAACCUGGUAGAACCAAUGACUUUCUGCAAACCAAAUGGUUGGCUCACAUGGCGACAUUUGCAGCGCUCGAACACAGAGACUAUAGUCAAGUAAUUUGA
This is a messenger RNA of Mercenaria mercenaria, 2028 nucleotides long. Its product is annotated as heat shock 70 kDa protein 12A-like. Lineage: Eukaryota; Metazoa; Mollusca; Bivalvia; Venerida; Veneridae. The record is from RefSeq and is a predicted model, not a curated record. The transcript has 7 exons. Bases 1 to 2028 code for a protein of 675 amino acids.